Molecule: messenger RNA, 659 nt
Organism: Cucurbita moschata (crookneck pumpkin)
Lineage: Eukaryota; Viridiplantae; Streptophyta; Magnoliopsida; Cucurbitales; Cucurbitaceae
Product: RPM1-interacting protein 4-like
Exons: 4
Coding region: 128-394 (88 amino acids)
Source: RefSeq, a predicted model, not a curated record
AAAUUGUAUCAUCCACCAAACCAAAUACUCUAUAAGAAGAAACCCAUACUUCCUCUUCUUCUUCAACCACAGCUCUUCCUCUUCUUGCCAUUUUCCAUUUGCUCAAAACAAUCUGCAAUCUUCAGAUAUGACAUCAGCUCAUAGGGGUUCAUCUCUGCCCAAGUUUGGUGAGUGGGAUGAAAAAGAUCCUGCUGCAGCUGAAGGGUUCACAGUGAUUUUCGAUAGGGCUCGAGACACUAAGAAGAAUGGAGGAACUCCAAAUAAUGUGAUACCACAGGAAAACCAAAUCCAAAACCAAUACCGAAGUAAAAAUCAUGAAGCUGCUAAGAAGAAUCAGAAGCAAAAGUAUCCAAGAAAGGAGAAAGCAUCGCAUAGCUGCUUGUGCUUCUGGUAGGCUUCUUGUGGUGGGUUUUUAACUGCAGAGAUUGAUGCUUUGUUGAUUCAAUUGGUUGUGUAUACAGUUUUCCUUUUGGUGUCUUAUUUUUGGUAAAUUUUUAUGGGGUUUUCUUUCAGUUCAUUACAUUAGGCUUCUUGGGUUUCUUCCUUCUGUACUUAAUCCAUUGUUUAUAGAAAGAAAAAGUUGAGUUAUAUUAUUUUAUUGUGAAAUAAGUUUUGAAUUUGGAGCUUCUUUUGUCAAUGCUAAUACAUGGUUCUUUUGA